AUGAAGCUCGUUUACAUUGGCGUUUUCAAGAACGACACCAAAGAUGCCAUCGAACUGACGGGCGCGGAGAACCUCAAAUCGAUCAACCGAUGGGUACAAAAGGGUGUCAAAGAAGGCAUUGUAUUUGCUUCGGCCGUGGUUGCCAAAAGGACACCUCCACAUAAGAUGACGGAUGUCUUGGAAAAUGGACACAAGUUCCACGCCUUGGCUUCCGCUGACCCCAUAUGCGCUGUUGUCGUGACCGACGAUGAAUACCCCAGCAGUGCCGCACAUCGCAUUGUCCGCAAGGUCCUUGACGAGUUCUCCGCCAAAUACCCCCGCUCUGCCUAUAGCGGUUUCACGACCGACGCCGCCAAAUUGUCGUAUCCCGAACUCAAAGAAUACGUGGAGAAGUACCAGGACCCGGAAACCGUCGACGCCACAAUCAAGAUCCAGCGGGAGCUUGACGAAACAAAGGUCGUACUACACAAGACUCUUGAGAGUGUGUUGGAGCGUGGAGAGAAGCUGGACGAUUUGGUCCAGAAGAGCGAGGGGCUGAGUGCACAGAGCAAGAUGUUCUACACCCAGGCUAAGAAGCAAAACUCGUGCUGCACGGUCAUGUGA
Bipolaris zeicola 26-R-13 is the source of this 603-nucleotide messenger RNA. RefSeq lists its product as uncharacterized. Lineage: Eukaryota; Fungi; Ascomycota; Dothideomycetes; Pleosporales; Pleosporaceae. Gene Ontology annotation, molecular function: SNAP receptor activity. The coding region runs from base 1 to 603 and encodes 200 amino acids. Gene Ontology annotation, cellular component: membrane; Golgi apparatus. Gene Ontology annotation, biological process: endoplasmic reticulum to Golgi vesicle-mediated transport. The record is from RefSeq and is a predicted model, not a curated record. The transcript has 5 exons.